CGCCUGGUAGAGACCAAAAAGAGCCGGCUCUGACCAGCGACCAUAAGCUCAGACGCCAGUCGAGUACGGCGGGUGGAAAGGAACUUCAGAAUCUUUUAGCCUCUGCAACUUUACAAAAUCUUAUUUUUUAAUCAAACAUAAAAUAAUAAUUUAAAUAUUUAAAAGAAUCUCCGACCACUUUGACAGAAGCAGGGAUUUGUUGCAGUAACUCUGAAUUUACGUCCACCUCUGCCUCCUGUCUCUUGUCUCCUCUGCUUCUAUGCUACGUUCUCUGCCACUCUCUCAGAAAAAUUCAGCUUCUCCUCUCUGAGAGAACAGGGAAAUCUUGGUAAAAUUCAACUAUUAAUAUUUGAGGAUAAGAAAACACAAUACUCUGUUCUGAGUCUUCGUCCCUGCUCCAGGUUCUCUAAUCAUAGAUAUGGAGAAAAAGGUAGAUAAAAGCUCUCCUGUUGGGGUUCUUGAAGACUACUUUAGAAGCGAAGAAUCCGAAAGCUGUUCUUCGAAAGAACCCACUUCGGUCUUGGAAUCUCAGAGAAAUUCAAAAGCCACUUCUCUUUGGCAUGGAUUUUUCCAAUUGCUGAGAAGUCGAUCAAAGAAACGUUUAGCUACAUUGCAUCCCCUCAGUGUCCUAAAGCACUCAUUGAGAAGGAGCUCUAGUAUGAGAGAGAUGGUGCCGAAUCUUUUUUCAAACUCUGAUUCGUACAAUUUAAAGUCUCCGAGAAAAUGCUUCUCUCUCUCUGAGCUCCAAGCUGCAACAAACAAUUUCAGCCAAGAAAAUCAGAUUGGAAAGGGUGGUUACGCUGAAGUUUACAAAGGGUGUUUGAAAAAUGGGAAACUAAUGGCUAUUAAGCGGCUGACAAGAGGAACACUUGAUGAGAUGAUAGGGGACUUCCUAUCAGAGAUGGGAAUUAUGGCCCAUGUGAACCACCCCAAUACAGCUAAGUUAAUUGGCUAUGGAAUUGAAGGAGGGAUGCACCUUGUUCUUGAAUUGUCUCCCCAUGGGAGCUUAGCUUCUCUGCUUUAUGGCUCCCAAGAUACAUUGACAUGGGAGAUUAGGUAUAAGAUUGCACUAGGAACAGCUGAGGGUUUACUCUAUCUUCAUGAGGGUUGUCAGAGAAGAAUAAUACAUAGAGAUAUCAAGGCUGCUAACAUUUUGCUUACAGAGGACUUUGAGCCUCAGAUUUGUGAUUUUGGGCUUGCAAAAUGGCUACCCGAGCAUUGGACUCACCACAUUGUAUCCAAAUUCGAAGGCACAUUUGGCUAUCUUGCUCCCGAGUACUUAAUGCACGGAAUAGUGGAUGAAAAAACUGAUGUUUUUGCCUUUGGUGUGCUGCUGUUGGAAUUAGCCACAGGACGGCGAGCACUGGAUUACUCGCAACAAAGCCUUGUCUUGUGGGCAAAACCCUUGCUCAAGAAGAGUGAGAUCAGUGAGCUAGUUGAUCCUGCUCUUGCCAAUGAUUAUAAUGCUCGACAGAUGAAUCUCAUGCUAUUGGCCGCUUCUUUAUGCAUACAACAGUGUUCAUUACGGAGGCCUCAAAUGACUCAGGUUGUGCAGAUUCUUAAUGGUAAUCUCAGCUGCUUGAAAUGCACGAAAAAAUGGCGAGUGGCAUUCUUUAGAAAAGUUUUCCGCGAUGAGCUCUUCAAAACAGAAGAGUAUAAAUCACCCAACAAUUAGAUAAUCUCAGUUGGGCUGACAAGAUGAUUUGGGUUUUAAUUAAGAGCAAUGGUUUUCCGUGUGUUUCCCUUAUCCAAGAAACAAACUGUAGGUUGCGCCAUUGAAGUUGGCAGUGGUACCAAAAGCAUCCUAAGCUGGGAACUGAAAUGCAAGGUUUCUUUAAAGAUUAUAACAGAAGAAAGAGAGGAAAAGGAGUUCGUAGACAAAAGGAAGAAACGACAGUGCGUUUUCAACUUGUGUACAUAAAAAAAAAAGAUGCAAAGAAUCAAUAGGAAUACCAAAGUAAAGAAAGGAGGAGUAUUCCUAGUUAUGUAGAUUGUACAGCAUAGAAUCCUACUAAACGCCUUGAGAACGUUGGAUCUUCAAUCAACUCAAGUACGUAAAGGAACCGUAGACUCCAAAAGCAAAAGAAAGGUAGUUUUGCUUUCCAAUUUCCAGCAUGCUUGUGUUCCUUUUCAGGAGACACACCAGCUAAAGCUUGAAAUUUGCAUUAUUUAUAAAUGUAUAUUUGAGAAUCGGAGAUAUUGUUAAUUAUUAUUGUAUUCGACA
This is a messenger RNA of Hevea brasiliensis (rubber tree), 2224 nucleotides long. RefSeq names its product receptor-like cytosolic serine/threonine-protein kinase RBK2. The record is from RefSeq and is a predicted model, not a curated record. Gene Ontology annotation, biological process: protein phosphorylation. Lineage: Eukaryota; Viridiplantae; Streptophyta; Magnoliopsida; Malpighiales; Euphorbiaceae. The transcript has 9 exons. Gene Ontology annotation, molecular function: ATP binding; protein kinase activity. Bases 419 to 1675 code for a protein of 418 amino acids.